AUGUCUCGAGUGCCAUCGGCUAGCGCUGCUAUCAGAGAUUUUCUUCGCAACUACGAAAUGCUUGAUCGAAUGUGGCGUUAUGGAAUCUAUUCACCUUUGGAGAUUCUACGCCAAAGCCUUCCAGGAUCUUUGGUCCACAUGCUCCAUUUCAUUGAUCACGUCUCAUCAACGCUGAACCGAAUCUUAGUGUUUGAUCCAGCUCUUGAGGUGAUAUUGUAUGAACAAUUGGGUGAUGUGACACGAUAUCGUAUGGCUGUGGAAAGACAGGAUCGGAAACAUUGGGCAGGCAUAUCGCGGUAUUGGUACCGAAAGGCUGCGGACCGAAAUCCCAAUAUCGGUAGAAUCCAACAUUCUCUUGCAGUUUUGUCGCACUCUGAUGCUCUUCAAAAACUCUUUUAUCUUACCAAAGCAUUCGUCUGUGUGCAGCCACUUGACGGCAGCCGGGCGACCAUUGACAUUUUCUUCAAUCACUGGAAGGGUUUGGCCCUUCAACGUGAUAGCAUGGCCAGUCACUUUGUGGUUGCACAUAGUGUCCUACUUACGGAUGGCUCGGGAGAGCAGCUUGAGACAUUGAUAAAUGACUUCAUGUCGCUCUUACCGAUGUACAUUCAACGCCCUAGUAGCCGAAAUCAACACGAGGUGUACAUCAUGUCCUGCAACAUCGCCUCUGUACUUGGUUACGGUACACCUGUAUACCCACACCUGGCCGAUCUGUUUUCCAAGAAGCAGAGUAGUGGUACUGCGAAUGAGUCGACAUCGGCAAUGGAAAAAGAAGAUGUAAGCAAUAGCCCUACCGGAUUGCAUUCGCAGCUCAAACUAAAUCAAGCAUUCCAGGCAAUCCGCCUCACUUUUCAAACUCUUUCGAUUCUUCUUCGAUACAGUAACUUCCCCAAUGCAAUCCCAGGGAUCCAUAUCUCUCUGGCAUUUCUCUGGCGCGUCUCUUUUCAUCGCUCCGUCAUGGAAAGCUUGGAGGCCACGGUUCCCUGGCAAGCAGUCACUGGAUUCCUCAAUAGUCUGUUUUCGCACAAUACUGCUUUCUCGAGGAUUCAAGACGAGAAGUUCCCAAUUGGCGAAUAUGAAACAGCUCCACAGCUACCAGAAGACUUUUUGAUACGCGGCCAAGUGUGGAGUCAAUUCUAUUAUCCAGACAACUUCUUCAAAGAUAUAUCAGGGUACGGCGUUUCAAUCGAUGAAAUGGAUUCUGAGGAAGUAGUGAGAAGACACAGGUGCCUCUGGCUAGGUGUGCAAAUAGCAAAGGUCAGUUGGCAUUACUUGGGACGUGAUUUAUUUGAGGGAGAAGGCAGAGGUACUGACUUGUCAUACAGUUUGGUUGCUGGAUAA
This is a messenger RNA of Penicillium samsonianum, 1341 nucleotides long. RefSeq lists its product as uncharacterized. Bases 1 to 1341 code for a protein of 446 amino acids. The record is from RefSeq and is a predicted model, not a curated record. NCBI's taxonomy places the organism in Eukaryota, Fungi, Ascomycota, Eurotiomycetes, Eurotiales, Aspergillaceae. Gene Ontology annotation, cellular component: telomerase holoenzyme complex. Gene Ontology annotation, molecular function: protein binding; telomerase RNA binding; telomeric repeat DNA binding. Gene Ontology annotation, biological process: nuclear-transcribed mRNA catabolic process, nonsense-mediated decay. The transcript has a single exon.